Molecule: messenger RNA, 3296 nt
Organism: Scylla paramamosain (green mud crab)
Lineage: Eukaryota; Metazoa; Arthropoda; Malacostraca; Decapoda; Portunidae
Exons: 9
Coding region: 1117-3132 (671 amino acids)
Cellular component (GO): extracellular region
Source: RefSeq, a predicted model, not a curated record
CCACCCCUCAAUCCCCUCGCCGCUCUCCUCCACAGUCGCGCCACACGCACUGUGUCAAUGUAAACGCUGCAUAAUGAGGUAAUGGCCUGCUAAUGUCUGACGGAUCCGGUACCCGUGAGACGGCGGACCUAAAUUAGAAGGUCUUGGAACUAAUUACGCAACCCACGGAGCGAGGAAGGAGGUCGUGUGGAGGACCUUGCAUCCCUGGGAGAGCGAGAGAACGGGGAAGGAAAGGAAAGCUUCAGGUUGAGGGGUGAGACUGAGGACGAGGUGAAGGAGGGGGAUGGGGUGUGUGGGGUAGAGGUCCGAAGGAUGAGGUAAGGGUUCUGUCGAUGGGAGGGGGAGGGGCGGGAAAUAGCCGGACGCAGUAAAGCACCACCACUGCAGCGUCUCACAUUUCCCCUCCCCAUCCAUGCAGACCCUGCGCGGGACUUGAUAUUGCUUGGCAUGGCUGCUGCCUUGGACCUUGGUGCCUCGCCUCGUACUCUUAGGACAUAUUAGCCUCAGUAGCCUUGGAAAUGAGUUAUAGUUUCCGUUCCCGUUUGUUUCCUUCGCUACUCAGGUGUUCUCGGUGAUUCUGGUUACUUUGUCAUUGUAAUUGGUUCCAUUUCUCUUGGUGCUUCGUUUCUCCUCUUCUAUUCCAGUGCUCUUUUCCGGCAGUCUGUCUCCUUCCUGCCACUGUUUGAAGCACAAUGUGGAGGGUGACUCAAAGGAAGCCUCGUAGCUCAUCACGCUCUUACCACUGCCCUGUGUGUGUGUGUGUGUGUGUGUGUGUGUGUGUGUAACCCCCGCAUCAGUAUCACAAUAUUUUAGAGAGUCCUCGUCUAUCCGUCACAAAUCUGAUCUCGGUUAUUAGUGGUCACUCUUGUAGGUUUAUCUGGCGAGGUGCCCUUCAUAGGACCGCAAUCAAGGGACAGGAAAGCUGACGCAUGCGCAGAGCAGAGGCGGUUUGUUUACGGCGGCAUAUUACCUGGCGGCGGAGACCCCUGGAGCCAGUGCCGCGCCGUGACCACCGUAGACAGUGGCAGUGAGUGUAGACUCCUGGCAGAGGACGGACGAACAGACGGAGCCUAGUUGUGACUACCUUCACUUGGGGACGGCGGCGGCGAGUUGACGAUGGCGUCUAGACUGUAUCUCCUGGUGGUGGCUGCGUGGACGGGGUGGGCAGCAAGCCAAGAUAUGGAUUACUGUAAAUUUACGUCCGAGCACACAGCGUGCAAGUUUUCUGGACGGGGCCCUCGCUGCGGGCCUCAGGUGCGGGGCAGUGGAGUGAGUUCUGAGGACGCCGCCGUCAUCGUGGCGCUGCACAAUGAACUCAGGUCGAAGGUGGCCCGCGGAGAGGAGACUCGAGGAGCGCCCGGACCGCAGCCUUCCGGCGCCAACAUGAGAGCCCUGGCGUGGGACGAGGAGCUCGCCACCGUUGCACAGCGGCACGCCGACCAGUGCGUCUUCGAGCACGAGUGUCCUGACUGUCGCCGCGUGGACAGGUUCGGAGUGGGCCAGAACCUUUUCAUCAGCUUCCAGAGCAACCUUGACCUCAGGAUACAGUGGAGCCGCGCCAUCCUCAGCUGGUUCGACGAAGUGGCAGACUUCCCGAACACCAGCAUCCAUCCCUACCAGUUCUCGCAGGCGACUGGUCACUACACGCAGAUGUUGUGGUGGGACACGGCGCUCAUCGGGUGCGGCUUCACCAUGUUCCUGGAGGACGGCUGGUGGAAGAAGCUGUACACCUGCAAUUACGGUCCAGCGGGUAACAUAAUCUUCAGCCAAAUGUAUCUCCUAGGCGCCCCGUGCUCUGCCUGUCCUGCCGGGACCUCCUGCUCCCUCCAGUACCCGGGGCUGUGUGAAGGGGAUGCCGAUGUCAACUCUACCUCUGUGGCCUCCAGCACCAUCCUGCCGCCCACACCUGCUGAGGACGAUAUCAACACUAUCCUCGGGGACUUCAAGGGCUUCACUGGCUUGAUUAACCUUAACAGCAUCACUCCAAAUGACGUUGACCUUCAGGCACUGGUGGAAUUUUUCAACAACUUGAGACGGACCAAUCUCAUCACGGCGCCGACCACCACACCAAUUGGCGGGCAGGCCACGACUGCCACGCCCACAUCGCCAGUGCCGCCCUCAACAGAAACUGCAGCUCCUACCACUGUUGAUACUACCACCACCUCCAUGACAGCCACCACCGAGCAGCCUCUGGAGUUCCUGUCUGUGACAACCAAAAGUCCACUUUCCACCAGUUCAGCGUCCAUCACUGCCUCCCCUCCCCCACCACAAGAUGAGACCGUCGCGCCGUUCGUCACCAGCCAGGUGGCAUCCUCCUCGCCCAUACUCGCGGUGGAACCUGAAGCUGAGCAGAUUAUGUCAGUUCUGGAGGCGCUGAAGGCUUCUGAAGAAGGCACGCACAUGGAGUCAAGCGAGCACAACCACUCAGGCUUGACUCUCAUGUCCAUUUUGAUGCGAGCGGGAAGGAAUACGCAGGUGAUUCGCACCUCCUCCCUCAACAAUGUGCACGAGAUCAUCCAAGGUCUACCCCCGGGCGUCGACCCCAUCGUGGUCCUCAGAUCGCGGUCUGGUGAACUGACGGAGCUGGACCCCACUUCCCUGACGCCACGCCGCGCUCACCGCUCAGCCUCCAACCCCGCCCGCCUGCUCACCUGCGACAUGGACAUGUCACCCUGCACUAUGAGCCUCGCUGGAGGGAACUGGACGGUGAUGAAAAGCCUCGGUGAAGGCCACCACGCGGAGAUCGAACUUGCGGAGGGAGACAAAACGCAAAUUAUAGUGAAAAAGGUGGUGAAGGCUCCCCCAGCUGGGACGGCCUGUGUUGCCUUCACGCACCGCCGGGACGUGCUUUCCACCGACCCAGACACCACCGCUGCCGCCGCCACCACCGCAGCCGCAGACAACACCAUUCCGGAGCUACAGGUGGGCGUGAUGCCACUAGGGAGGCAAGCGACCCACAAGGCAGUGCUGGGGGUGCCGGGGCGGUGGGAAAUGAGUCGCUCCACCUUCCGGGACCUGAACAGCCCCUUUGUGGUGGUGGUGAGCGUGGGCCCCGCCGCCAGCCCAGCCAAGUUUGCCCUCGACGCCCUCAUGGUCACUGACGGGCCCUGCUGCCUCUCCGGCCGCUGCUAGGCCCACACACACACACACACACACACACACACACACACACACACACACACACACACACACACACACACACACACACACACACACACACACACACACACACACACACACACACGGCAUUAUAUAGACCACUUUCCAUUUAGACUCGUAGUGUUAUUUAUUGUUAA